Molecule: messenger RNA, 985 nt
Organism: Phaedon cochleariae (mustard beetle)
Lineage: Eukaryota; Metazoa; Arthropoda; Insecta; Coleoptera; Chrysomelidae
Source: the annotation of a GenBank genome assembly
AUCGCUUCUCGGCCUUCUGGCUAAGAUCAAAAGCUACGCAACUAGGUUCUGCGACUGGCGAUUUAUCCACCGUGCCAGGCUUGAUUGUGUACCUCUUAACGCCACCAGGAGAUUUGGGAAUGGGGACAAGCGUUGCAGGCGGUGCCAGGAACAAAAUGAAACACUGCCACAUGUCCUCAACCACUGCAGAAUGCACUCGGCUGCCUGGCAACACCGGCAUAACGGGAUCCAGGACAGGUUUGUGAAGGCCCUCCCUGCUCGCCUUGGGACAGUCCAUGUAAACAGGAGAGUGCCCCACUCCACUUCCAACCUACGUCCCGACAUCGUGGUGGUGAAUGAGGACGAGUCAAGGGUCAUCAUCGUUGACGUCACUGUGCCUUUUGAGAACGAACCUCAAGCCCUCCUGCAAGCCCGCGAAACCAAGAAAGCAAAGUAUGCAGGCAUUGCUGAGGAGCUUCGCACUCAGGGCUACGAGGCAACGGUGGAUGCCCUCAUUGUCGGUGCUCUUGGUUCAUGGGACCAGAACAACGAACCGGUGCUCCGGCUGUGCGGAAUCUCGCAGAGAUACGCGAAGCUCAUGAGGCUGCUGAUGUGUAGCGACACAAUCAGAUGGUCCCGUGAUAUUUAUGUGGAGCAUCUCACGGGUACCCGGCAAUAUGCGGUUGGUGCCUGAUUUGUCUGUCCAUGUUUUUUUAUUUUUUUUCUCUGAUUUUACAACGCAACUUAUUGUUUCUUUUUGUCUAAAAAUGUGUAUUAUUAUUCUUUUUAAAUAUUCCUUCCUUCUACCUUUAUAUUCAAUUGUUAUUUCUUAUAUGUCUUAUACACUAUAGUACUAUACCUAUAUCUUUUAUUAUCAAUUUUGUAAUAUUGUGAUCACAAUGGGCUGUAAUUAUUCAUGUACCUGACUAUUUUAUAUAUAUUUUGACACAACCAUUAUUGUAUAACCUAUGUAAAAAUUAUUAUUUAUAAUAAAAAUUUCAAUCUG